UUAGAUGACGCAUUAUCCGCCAAGAUGGUUGUCGGUGCCUUUCCAAUUGCAAAGCUGCUCUAUCUAGGCGUACGACAAUUGGGGAAACCAGUGGCUAACAGGAUAAAAGCAGGCGCGCGGAGAAGUGAAUUCUUUAAGAAUUAUGUUUGCCUUCCUCCGGCCCAAGCGUAUCACUGGAUCGAGAUGAGAACGAAGAUGAGAAUUAUGGGUUUCCGAGGCUCCACCAUCAAACCGUUGAAUGAAGAGGCAGCAGCAGAGCUGGGAGCGGAGCUGCUCGGGGAAGCCAUCAUUUUCCUCAUCGGUGGAGGCUGUAUGGUGCUCGAGUACAGCCGGCAGGCCACCAACUCCCGGCGCAAGGAAGAGGAGCUCGCACAAACCAUUACCAGUCUGCAGACGCAACUAGGAGAGCUUGCACUCGCCACAGAGACACUGGAUGCCCAAAUCAGAGAGGUUAAUAGACUUCUGCUGUCCCUCCCAACAGCCCCAAGCACCAAGUAACAACUUGCAUCACUAAAACAUGCCCUAAGGAGGGUAAAGAGACCGGUUCAUGGGGACAUUUCAGUUGUGGUGCAGCACUGCCAUAUUAACACAUGGUUAAACCCUCCCAUACACACGAGGCUCUACAAAUGAGGAAGGAAAAGAGAGUGUUUGUGUCUGAUAAGUGACUGACCGCCAGCAUUACAUAAUAAAAGCUUCUUGUUCUUUAUCUGUUUGGUUGAAUGAUGCUGUUUUCAAAUGAAAGUUGUUAGUUAUUUGAUGACGCUGUUAAACGUUUGACCACUUAUUAUUUCAUAACAUUUCA
Messenger RNA from Rhinichthys klamathensis goyatoka, 802 nucleotides. RefSeq names its product outer mitochondrial membrane lipid metabolism regulator OPA3 (gene opa3). Gene Ontology annotation, cellular component: mitochondrion. The transcript has 2 exons. The coding region runs from base 25 to 498 and encodes 157 amino acids. The record is from RefSeq and is a predicted model, not a curated record. NCBI's taxonomy places the organism in Eukaryota, Metazoa, Chordata, Actinopteri, Cypriniformes, Leuciscidae. Gene Ontology annotation, biological process: regulation of lipid metabolic process.